UUGUUACCGUAGUGUUGAUAUGAAAUUAUUAACGUGCGGUCGUAUGAAAAAUCACUCUGAUAAAAUAUAAUUUUUGAAUUUAAUUAAAUUAUAAAAUUAAAAAUUAAUCAAAAUGAUAAAUACUACGACACCAGUGUCUCCAAUUUAUUUCAACGUGGCGGAAUAUUGUUUAUUUGGAAUUAAUUUGGGUGUUAUUAUUGGAAUAAUAUUGUAUUUUUUGUUUGUAAAUAAAAAAUAUAACACAGUGGCUGGAUUUUUGUUUGGAGGGAAAAAUAUGUCUAUUGUGUCCAUUUCUUUGGCAUUAACUGCUAGCCAUCUAACAAGUAUAACAUUACUAGGUGUGCCCGUUGAGAUAUAUCUUCGGGGUACACAGUAUUGGGCAUCUGCGUUGUCGCUUAUCAUUGUCACCUUCUUAACAGCUGUGAUUUAUUUGCCAGUUUUCCACAGACUGCAGUUGUCAUCAAGCUUCGAAUACUUAGAAAUAAGAUUUUCUACGCACACGCGAACUAUUGCAGCAGUUUUGUUCGUGGUUAGCAAACUGAUGCUUUUGCCGAUUGUACCUUAUGUGCCACUAAUGGCUUUUAGAUUAGUAACAAAUCCUGAAGCAAGUCGAAUAACAGCAGUCAUAUGCGUAGCUUGCUCUACUUUUAUUGCUGUGGGAGGUUUACGAGCAAUAGUAGGAAUUGGUAUUGUAACGACUUUCCUAGCAUUUGCUGGAACAGCUCUACCCAGUGGUUUAGCGUUGCUACCAUUAGGUUUUGAACAAAUGUGGGAGAUUGCUAGUCAAGGUAGCAGACUAGUUAUUUAUGAUCCGGAUCCAGAACUUGCUCAUCACACUUCCUUUUUCGUUGUGACAUUGGCAUUAAGCACGAAUUGGCUAUGGAAGAUAGCUCUUAGUCAGUCUUCUCUACAAAAACUGUUGGCUGUACCCACAAUCAGUAAAGCUAGAAUAUGUUUGGCUAUCUCUUGUGUGGGGAUAAUACUUAUGAAGCUAUUGUCGUGCUUUUUGGGGUUGGUGCUGUACGCCUGGUUUGCUGGAUGUGAUCCAUUGCUGACUGGACAAAUAAAAAAACAUGAGCAAUUGGUACCUCAUUUUCUUAAUAAUUUGUCAACAAUGUUUCCAGGGAUCUGUGGUAUCUUUAUAAUAUCUAUCUUCAGCGCAACUACAGGUUGUAUUGCGUCUAUCAUAAAUUCAAUAUCAGGAGUUGUGUUUGAAGAAUUUAUUAGACCAUGGAUGCCUCAGAGUACUAAUGAACUAGCUUGCUGCAAAAUUAUGAAGUUGUUAUGCAUAAUGGUGGGGUUAUACUUGGCCUCAGUGAUAUGGUUUGCGCGUGAACUGGACCGUCUUCAACACGUGGCGUCAGGUGUGACGGGUGUCACUGCUGGCACUCUGCUCGGCCUUUUCACUUUGGGUAUCGUGUUCUCAAGAGCUAAUUGUUCCGGAGCGCUGAGCGGCUGUAUACUGAGCCUACUACUCUGUGGCUGGCUGCUCAUAGGUGCCGAGAACGCUUUAGCCACCGGGGCGUUGACCUUUCAGGGCAAGCCUCUUGUCACCACUGGAUGCGGGAAAGCGAACUUUACACAUUUGGUGAACGCGACGACAAUCAUUUCAAACGCUGCAAAACAGCUGCCUGUGAAGCCUUUGCAAUCUCUCUUCCGGAUCUCCUACACUUACUGCCCAUUCGCUGGUGCAGUAACGGUUCUCAUCAUAGGAGUACCCAUGAGCUACUUCACGGGGAAGUCGAAGACAGAUUCCAUGAACCCAGACGUGUUCUGCCCCCUUACCCAGAGCUUCCUCCACAAGUUACCAGAUAGAAGCCCAUCUUCUUCUUCAGAAUUCAGAACUCCAAAAACGGAAGAAGUUUACAUGGCACUCGAUGAAGCUUUGAAGCAUUUAAAAGAUAUAAUAGAUCGAUAAA
Messenger RNA from Bicyclus anynana (squinting bush brown), 1919 nucleotides. RefSeq names its product sodium-coupled monocarboxylate transporter 2-like. Lineage: Eukaryota; Metazoa; Arthropoda; Insecta; Lepidoptera; Nymphalidae. Bases 113 to 1918 code for a protein of 601 amino acids. The record is from RefSeq and is a predicted model, not a curated record. Gene Ontology annotation, molecular function: symporter activity. Gene Ontology annotation, biological process: transmembrane transport; sodium ion transport. The transcript has 11 exons. Gene Ontology annotation, cellular component: membrane.